AUGGACUGCAACAACUCAAAAACCAACUCGCCUUCCUCUUCUAAAAACAAAAGAAAACAGCACCAGCGACCUCAGCCGCAACAACAGCAACAAGAAACAAGAUUCUUGGGAGUAAGGAGGAGGCCAUGGGGCAGAUAUGCAGCGGAGAUAAGAGACCCUUCUACAAAAGAAAGGCACUGGCUUGGCACGUUUGACACUGCCGAGGAAGCUGCCUUAGCCUACGACCGUGCCGCUCGCUCCAUGCGUGGCUCCAAGGCUCGAACCAACUUUGUCUAUUCUGAUAUGCCAAAUGGCUCAUCAGUCACCUCCAUCAUCUCCCCUGACGAAUCACAGCAUGAUAUGUCAUCCAUUUUUUCCAUUAAUCCCUCUUUCCACCAACAAAACGAAGUCAAACAGAACCAGCUUUUCUUCAGUCAAGACCCUUUCAAUACAUGCCAGUUUUCUUCCGGGUUACCUCCUGGAGACGAGUGGAACCAAGAGAGUAGUGAUACGGUAGGGUCUUACAGGCCCAUUACUGGUGUUAUGGAUGCUGGAAAUGGUGGUUCUCAACAGUUCAGUGAUGACUGUGAGCUGCCACCUUUGCCUCCAGACGUCUCUUCCACUCGUAACGGGUCUGGAGUUGAUGGUUCGGAAAUGAGUUAUGGAGCUUGGAGUGACACAGGCCUUUUCGGGUACUCAGAUCAAAUCGAAAAUGGGUUUGACUCAAGAGUGAGUGGACCAUAUUUGGGCUUUAACUCUUACGAGUUUGUGCAGCACAGCCCACUCUUUGGGAGGAUGCCAUCGGUUACUGAUACCGUAACUGAUGAAUUUGAUUUGGGUUCAUCAUCGGGUUACUUCUUUUAA
Messenger RNA from Durio zibethinus, 843 nucleotides. NCBI's taxonomy places the organism in Eukaryota, Viridiplantae, Streptophyta, Magnoliopsida, Malvales, Malvaceae. The record is from RefSeq and is a predicted model, not a curated record.